UUGUCAGUCCGGCUAGUACGCCAGCGCGAGAGCGCGCUGCAAAAUUAAACGAAGAAAAAAAAAGAAAGGCAGCGCUUCUUUGGGGGCUUGUUUUUUUGCUUUUCGCCUCGGCCCCAAAGAGCUUCCCUGAACGACGCUGAAUGUGACGGGCUUCACGGCGUGAGCGGGAGUCGUUCGUGCCGAUCGCUGUUGGUGCUGGUUGUGUCGUCUACGUGCUGCCGCUUCGGCUUUCGGUGUUGUGUGCGCGCGCGUGACAGCAGUUCUGUGCGACAGGCCCCGACACCUACGGGAUCGACAUCGGUGGUCCAGCGUGCUUUUUCGCACACCAUGGAUUAGACGCGGCGAGCGCUUCGUGAGUUUUCCGGGCGCAGGCCAGCAGGCCUCCGAAUGGAGUACGCCAACGGCGCCGUGGCGGCCGCCGAUGGUGGUGGGUUCAGCCAGAUCGGCAUGAAGGCGCGUUCGCCGGAGGGACACGCAGCUCGGGCCAUGCACAUCAAAGGUGACGAGUUCGUGUGGGUCGAGAUCCAGGAGAAGACGUUCACCAACUGGGUGAACGAGCAGCUUCGGCCGGCGGGCGCCGGCGUCGUCACCGACCUCCGGCGCGACCUCAGCGACGGGCUGCUGCUCAUAUCGCUCGUCGAAGCCCUCCAGAAGCGCCGCCUGCGACGCAUCGCGCGACCCCUGAACCAACACCAGUGCCUGGAGAACGUCCAGACGGCGCUCACCGCCAUGGCACAGGACAACAUCAAGCUCGUCAAUAUCGGCAACACGGACAUUGUGGAGGGCAACCUCAAGCUCAUCUUGGGCCUGGUGUGGUCGCUAAUCCUUCGCUAUCAGAUCGGCCGCACGAACUUCCCGCCCAAGAAGCUCAUGCUCGCCUGGCUGCGCGCCGUGCUGCCUGACCUGCAGGUCUCCAACUUCACCACGGACUGGAACUCCGGCAUGGCGCUCAGCGCCCUGCUGGAGUACUGCAAGCCUGGCCUGUUUCCGCACUGGAGGACGCUGGGAACGUCGGCCAGCCAGGAGAACUGCCAGGUGGCCAUGGAGAAGGCGCGCGAGGAGUUUGGCGUGCCGCUCAUUCUGACGCCCGAGGACCUGGCGAGCCCCAACCUGGACGAGCUGUCCGGCAUGACCUACCUCUCCUAUUUCAUCAACGAGGACAGCCCCGGGUACAAGGCCACUCUGCGGUGGAUCCAGGGGCGGCUGCCACACCUUCGCAUCUCGAACUUCACCAGUGACUGGAAUGACGGACUGGCCUUGUGCUCUCUUGUGCACUCGCUUGGCGCUACCAUCGAGGACUUUGAACACCUCAGCAGGGACCGAUCACAGUGGGAGUCAAACUUGCAGAAGGGUAUCAAUGGUGGCAAGUACCUAGGUGUGGAUCCCCUACUGACAGCCAAGGAGCUGGCAGAUCCUGAAGUACAACCACUAGGUGUCAUGGCAUAUGUGGCUAGGUUCCAAGGCAUCCCACCAAAAAGAAGGCCACGAGAUAAGCUCACCGUUACGGGCACCGACCUUAACAAUGUUCACGUCAACAAGCCUGCUCACUUCAAGGUGCACAUAAAAGAGGGCAAAGUGGACCUCAGGCAAGUUCGAGCCGAAGUUCGGGGCCCAUCGCUCACUCCGGUCGAGUGCAAACUGCAACUGAACCAGAGUGGGGGUUCAGGCACAUUUGUUCCUGCUGAAAUAGGAAUGCAUGCGCUAAGCGUGUACUGCGAAGGAGAAUUGGUGACUGGCUGCCCCAUGCACGUCCGUGUUCAUCCGGAUAUCUCGCGCAUUCUCUUCUCUGGUAUCGACCCCUGUGCCCUUGGAUCUCUGGUUGAAGUGCUGAUCAGCUCCAAUGGCGCUGGGACAGGUAACAUCCAUGUAGAGGCUGUUGCACCAAGUGGCAAGACCAUGGAAUGCACUGUCAAGGAAACUGACGGUGUCUUCACAUCUACAUUUAUGCCAAACGAAAUUGGUGAAUGGAAAAUUGAUGUUACUUAUUCUGGCGAGCACAUCCAAGGCAGUCCCUUCACAUGUUAUGUUUAUGACCCAACACAAGUCACAAUGAAUGGUCCCAGUGCUGUGCAAAUGGGAAAGGAGGUGAUUUUCGAGUGUGAUGCAAGUCGUGCCGGCUGGGGCAAGGUUCAGCUGGAGGUACAAAUUGAUGGUCACAACGUUCCAGUCAGCACAGAUGAGAGAGGCGAUGGCAUCUACGUAGUCUCAUUCUUACCUUCAAGAGAAGGUCACUACAAGAUCUUUGCCACAUUCAACAACGUCGAAGUACAUGGCUCUCCAUUCACAAUAGUCUCCACUGCUGAUGAGCCAGAGUCUCCGAGUUCGCUCAGCGAUGCCUUCUUUACACGCACGCUAACACCUAGUGGGGAUCGUGUGUCCAGCUCCGCAUCAUCUUUCUUCCCUUCCUCCCUGGCAUCAUCUCGAGUCACAUCCCCAACAAAGACCGACCCUGACGGUCGCGUGUCACGCAAUGCUCUUGAGUUCCUUCAGUCCCGUAUCGAGACGACAACAUCUACACGACAAGAGACAAGUCUCACCCACGCAACAAGAACAAACAUUGAAAGUUCUGCAAGCAGAACUGUUUCGACACCGCCUCGAGGUGCCACACCGGAACGGCCCUCAUCACGGCACACAAGCAAGGCGCCACCACCUCCCACACCCAGAAAGCCUGCGCCAGCCGUUCCAUCGCCGUCAAUUCGAAACCAGAGCCGAGCCCUGUCCGAGGAGAGGAAUGGGAACAGGGAAGAGCAGUUUUCAAGUUCGAGGAAUUCCGCAACGCUAGAGCGGCGCAAGAGUCCAGAGAUGAGGCAGAUGACACCACCGGUGGUGGCCCAGCGACAGAUAACAAAAGAAGAGCACCGUGUGGACAGCCACCAAGAGACUCAUCACCAUGUGGAGCAUCAGCGAAUUCGGGCAAGCGAGACUAGCAGUGAAACUAAGACAGUGGUGGGGACAAGGCAGGCAGGGCCUCCCCCAGUUGCUCCCAGAGGAGGUGGUGACAUUGCGCAAGUGAAAAUAUCGGGUGAGGCACUCAAGCUUGUACCUGUUAAGCAACCUGCAACAUUCCGCAUCAGUGCUCCCGACUUUGAUCGAGAUGACUUCCAGGUGACAAUCACUGCGCCCACUGGACGAGAGUUUCCUGUGCACAUGGAUGUGCCUCAUCCGGGAGAAAUAGAUGUUGAAUUCAUCACGUCUGAAGUUGGCGAGCACGUCAUUGAAGUGAAGCUCCAGGGACGACCACUGCCAGGCAGCCCGUUCCGCAGCCAUGCCUUUGAUGCCACCAAGAUCAAAGUGGGAGACGUUCCUAAUGGAGUUGUUGGACAACCUGUGGAGUUUGAGAUUGAUGGUGCUGAAGCUGGCUCGGGCAACCUAGAGAUCAUGGUGAAUGGCGACCACGUCACGAGCCACGUCAAACCCCUUGGUGGCCAUCGCUUCCUUGCCUCAUUCGUUCCUCGAACAGCCACUGUGCACACAGUUGAGAUGAAAUUCAAUGGCGAGAAAGUUCCAGGUUCCCCGUGGAAAUGUGAGGUUCGAGACGUGCCCAAACGGGGCCCAGUGUCUGCUAGGGGCCAGACCUUGCAGACAUUUAGCUGUGGCAAGACAGCCAGCUUUGAAGUGCACGCUCCAGGCUGCAGCAAAGAUGACAUAAAGGUCAACAUCAAAGGACCUGGAAAAGCAAGGAUACAACCUGUCAUCGUGGAGCGUCCAGACUGCCAUGUUGUGGAGUUCACAGCAUUGGAAGCUGGCACCUACCAAAUAGAAGUUACGGCUUGUGGUCAGAAGGUUCCAGGCAGUCCCUUUGUGUCAAAGGCUUAUGAUGCUUCAUGCAUCACCCUCAGUGACGUCCCACAGUCCUGUGUCGUAGGCCAAACAUCUCAGUUCCAAGUGGAUGCGUCGAGAGCUGGCGAGGGGCAGCUGGAAAUAUCAGUGAACAACGGCGAGGUUCCCAACCAAGUGCAGGUGCUUAACAGUGGUCGGUGCCUGGUCAGCUUCAAACCUCUGAGGCCUGUGCCCCAUGUGGUCAGCAUCAUGUUUAACGGAGAGAAUGUGCCAGGUUGUCCAGUGGUGCUUCAAGUGUCCGAUGUGAACCAAUGCUCGGUGGACCUGAGUUCUCUGGAGCUAGUGCCUGUCAAUCACCCUAGUAGGUUUCAUGUGUCGGGAGUGUCUGAUGAAGAUCAGCUACGAGUGACCAUUGUCUCUCCUCAUGACAAAAAGGUUCCUGCUAAAGUAAGCCGCAGUUCAAGAGGAGGACUGAAUGUCGAGUUUGCCCCUGACGAAGUUGGUCCAUACAUGGUGCAAGUGGAGCAUGCUGGGAAGGUGCUGGCAGGGACGCCUGCAACGGUGAAAGCGUACGACGCCCGUAAGGUGGACGUGAGUGCCGUAUCGCAAGGCACUCUAGGAAAACCAGUCCAGUUUACAGUUGAUGUGGGAUGUGCUGGCGAAGGCAACCUUGCCAUUUCGGUGACCUCCCGCAACCGCGAUGUCCCAACUGUGGUUCACCCUAUGGGUGGGGCCAAGUUUGCCGUGUCUUUUGUGCCUGGUGAUGGGUCAGACCACAUCAUCAGCAUCAGCUUCAACAAAGAACCAGUGCCAGGAAGCCCCUUCAAGGUCAAAGUUAACGAUGGUGGAAAGAUUACAGCCAUGGACGUCUCCUCAUUGGCUGCUGCUUCGGUGAACAAAGUGGUUGGCUUUGUUGUCCAGAAUGCUGCAGGAAGAGAACAGGAUCUGACUGUCAAAGUUGAAGGUCCAGACAGUUCUCCGCUGCCUUGUUCGCUCAAGGAUGCUGGAGACAGAAAUCUCAAGGUGGAAUUCUCACCCACCAAGGCAGGAGAACACAAGAUUCAUGUCUCCCACCAAGGAUCUCCCAUCGCAGGCAGCCCAUUUGUGUGCAAGGUGUUUGACGCCCACCAGAUCAAAGUCCGGGAGGUGCCUAGAGGAAUUGUAGGGAAGCCUGUCACUUUCAUCGUGGAAACGGCUCAUGCGGGCCCCGGAAAUCUAGAGGUAAUGGUCAACAAUGGCCGAGUCCCCACAACUCCCCAGGCUCAGUCACCCACGCAAUAUGCCAUUACGUUCACACCAACCGAUGACCGGCCACAUCUAAUUGAUGUCCGCUUCAAUGGAGACCACGUACCAGGCAGCCCGUUUGAGUGCCAAGUGGUCGAUCUGUCCAAAAUAAAGGUGGUGGGGGAGGGAAUUGAACGAGUGGCUAUCAACCGGCCUGCUGCAUUUGUUGUUGACACCCACGGACAAGAUGUUGGGCAGUUCUCAGCUUCAGUGAUGGGUCCUAACCAAGUUGCAUUGAAGACUCAUGUGACAGGAAAUCAUCACAGCGGUUAUCGUGUUGAAUAUACCCCAACAGAAGUUGGGGACCACACUAUAGACCUUGAACUGGGUGGCCACUCACUACAGGGAAGCCCUUUCAUGAGCAAGGUCUAUGAUGCCUCUAAAGUGCGUGUGGCUGACAUUGGAACUGGCGUCGUUGGACGACCUGUCUACUUCACAAUUGAUGCCAGCCAAGCUGGAGCUGGAAAUUUGGAGAUUAUUGUUUCAGUCGGUGGCCGCAAUGUGCCCAACUAUGUCCAGUCUGAAGGAAAUGCCAAGUUCCGUGUCAACUUCAAGCCAAGUGAACCACUGACCCACACACUCAGUGUCAAAUUCAAUGGGGAACCUGUGCCAGGAAGCCCAUUCUUCGUUAAAGUUAGCGACAGCAACCAGUCGAUGGUGAGCGGAGCGUCACUAAGGACGUCCUCAAUUGCACGGCCUGCAAAGUUUACGAUCGACUCAAAGGGCUCUGAGAAUACUGACUGCAAGGUCACAGUUGUGGGUCCGUCAGGUAAAAAGGUGCCGGUAACUGUGACGAGAACUUCAACUACAACAUUUGAAGCAGAAUUUCAUCCAACUGAAGUUGGUCCAAACCAGGUUAAUGUUAUAUUAGAUGGAACACCAGUCCCUGGGAGUCCUUACACAUGCAAUGUGUAUGAUGUCAGCAAAGUUCGUGUCACAGGGCUCAACCCUGGAGUUGUCAACAAGCCCGUUACAUUCCAAGUGGAUGCAUUACAAGCCGGCAAUGGCACACUGGAAUUGGUCGUUCGAACACGGAAGUCCUCAGUCUGUGCCGAGUUUGCCAUGAAGAGCCAUGGAAUAUACGAAGUCACCUUUGUGCCCACAGAAAAAACGCCUCACUAUGUCAACAUCACCUUCAAUGAAGAAGACAUCCCAGGCAAUCCAUUCAAGAUAGACAUAAGGGAUAGUCAGGCAACCGUUGAAGCCAAGGCAGCUCCUAGGACAAGCACAUCUGCUGUAGUUGCUCGUGGGGAUGGUCUCAAGCAAGGACUUGUUGGUUCUGCAAAUUCCUUUGAGGUUGACACAAAUGGUGUUGGAGGGGACAUCGAUAUCAAGGUCACAGGUCCAUCCGAGGCUCACCAAGUGCGAACCAAUGUGCUGAAGUUGGAGAACAACAUCUUCCGUGCAGAGUAUCACACACGUGAUGUAGGUCUCUACAGGAUUGAAGUGCUCCACAAUGGUGUUCCAAUCUCGGGAAAGCCGUUUGUUGUGGAAGUGGUUGACCCAAGCCGUGUCAAGGUUGUUGACAUUGAAGAUGGCAUCGUUGGUCGGUCUCAGACUUUCAGAGUCGACACGACGCGUGCUGGUCAUGGAGCACUCAACGUGGUGAUUAUGGCAGGAGGUCGGGAGGUUCGCAACACUAUUCGGGAGGCUGGUCCAGGGGUCUUCAAGGUCUCCUACACACCAAAGUCGGAUCUGCCACACAAGAUUGACGUGUACUACAAUGGCCACCAAGCACCAGGCUGCCCCCAGAUUGUGGAGGUAAGGGACCCUGGCCAUGCUAUCAUAGCCCACGGAGCAGGACUCAAGGCUUGUGAACUGGGAAAAACCUCUACCUUCAUCAUUGAAACUGGAGGCUAUGGAGAUGCCAAAGACUUUGAUAUUCUCGUAUCUGCUCCAAAUGGCUCACCCCUGCCAGUCAAGUGCUACCAACAAAAGGAUGGCAGCCUUUUGGUGGAAUGGAAUGCAAACACAGCUGGAAGUCACAAGGUUGAAGUGCUGUACGAAGGAAGGCCCAUCCCUGGUUCACCAUUCCUUUGCCAGAUAUUCGAUGCAAGUCGAGUGAUUCUCCAGAAAGUUCGCAGCACCACAUUUGCUGUGAAUGAGAAGAUCUCAUUUGCCUUGAAUCGCCGCGAUGCUGGCUAUUCCGAGCUUGAUGUUACUGUAACCAGCCCCCUGGGCCGCCACCUACCCAUUGAGGUGAAAGGAACAGCAGACGGGGACGGUGAGCUGAUUGAGUUCACCCCAACUGUUCCUGGAAAGUACCGCAUUGCCAUUACCUAUGGUGGCAUUGAAGUACCAGGGAGCCCCAUCACAUUCAUUGCACAAGAUGGGGGAACACCGAAAGUGACAGGGAGCGGUCUGACAGUUGCCCAGAGCGGCGCCAUGGCUUCCUUCAAGAUUGAUGCCCGUGGCAUAUGGGGACGACCUGAUGUUAGGAUUGACGGGCCUGACUCGGAGCCAGAGAUGACUAUUGAAGAAGAGGAAGAGGGCAUCUAUGUAGUAUCCUACCUCCCUAUUGAGGUUGGAGUGUUCGACGUUCACAUCCGCUGGAACGGCAAAGAUAUACCUGGAAGCCCAUUCCAUCCAAAAGUAGCAGAUCCACAAAAAGUGCGAGCCAUUGGUGGCUGGGACAGCCUCAUGGAUGACGAAGGUCGCAUCCCACUCACUGUUGGACAGGAGAAGAAGAUAUCUGUGGACGUUGGUGAUGCUGGGCCGGGUAAGCUCAAGGUGGAAGUGCGUGGUCCCGAAGAUGUUGUGGAAACGCAUAUGGAGCAGACCAGCAGCCACCGCUACCGAAUCACUUUCACACCUGAAGAAGAAGGGGACCACUUUAUUUAUGUGUACUACAACGAUGUGCCACACCCUAACUCACCAUUCUUGGCGCAUGCCGAGCCACUGCCACCUGUGCUAGAUCACACUCGGGUGGUGCUGCGUGGGCACGGUCUAACAGGUGCCAAGGUUGGCAUGGAAGCCGAAUUCGUCAUUGAUGGCUCUGAUGCUGGGCCAGGUUGUCCUGAGGUGAGCCUGAAUGGUGUUAAGACCGACAUUCCGGUGCAGUUGAUUUCACUAGGCAACAACACGUACAAGGCCCUCUAUACCCCUUCAACCCCAGGGGCCUACCUUCUCAACGUCAUGUGGUCAGAGCGCCAGGUGAAAGGCUGUCCGCUCAAGGUGAUGGUGGCAGCCAGUUGCGAUGCAAGUCGUGUGCUCUGCUCAGGUGAAGGCCUUCGAGGUGGAACAGUGGGCAAAGAGAUCAAGGCCUUCAUUGACACACGCAAGGGCGGGCCAGGGGAGCUGACUGCACAUUGCAUGGGCCCCCACAAGAUGGCACACUGUGAGCUGUACGAUCACCGUGAUGGUACAUUCACUCUCUACCUGAAGCCCCAGGAAGGUGGACGUCAUUUGCUCACCAUCAAAUAUGGUGGAGACCACAUUCCUGGAAGCCCCUACACUCUGCGCAUUGCUGGUGCACCUGAUGCAUCUAAAGUGCGAGUGUAUGGGCCCGGCAUCGAGCCCGGUGUCCUGGCGGUCUACCAAAGCCGCUUCAUUUGUGACACCAGGGGAGCUGGCGCAGGUCAGCUGACAGUGCGCAUCAGGGGGCCAAAAGGUGCAUUCCGUGUUGAAAUGCAGCGUGAGAGCCAGAAGGAUCGCACAAUUCUAUGCAAGUAUGACCCAACAGAACCUGGUGACUACCGCAUUGAGGUCAAGUGGUCUGGGGAGCACGUACCAGGCUCGCCUUUCAUGGUGAUGAUCUUCGACACUCAGGAAGAGCUAACACGCUUCAUUCAGGGACAAUACAGUGGCGGACCUGGGAAUGCCGCUGCAGCAGCUUCGGACUAUUUUGGCGAUGGUGUCGCCUACGGCACGGGCCAGAUGUCAUGGAGAGGCUCAACGCAUGAACUUUGAUUGUGUAUACCUUGCUAUUCUAUGUCUUGUUGUGCACUGUUAUGUAACACAUCACAAUUUGUGCUUUUUUGCCGAAGGUUUGUAGCAGUUUUUGUAAAGAUGAAAGGGUUUUUUUUAAAGGAACCUUUAAGGGGCCCCAGCUAAAGCACACUUAAGGGCCAAAGCAUCUCGAAAACAGAAAUCUUUAACAAGGUUUUUUUUUUUUUUUUUUUUGCCACUCAAUUGCAGCUGAGCUUGCCAAUACAAUAUUUGGGGAUUAAGAUCACUUUGUGAAAUUUGGGGCAUUAAAGGGCAUGAAAAUGUAAUUUUGAUGUAUAAGGGAUUUCAAGGACUGCUGCAAACCUUGCAUGUCACCAGUGUCGUUUGCAUUGAAUUACUGACACAAGCACUGAAUGACCACACACCAUUGCUGUAGCAGUUUGCACACCUUUGCCAAGCGAAAGGUGUCAAAACAUCCUUGCGAUGUUACAAUUCAGACAGUGCAUCAACUGCUUUCCCAGCCAGUUAUUACGAGUGUUCUUGCUGAUAAAAUAGUUCAGGAGAUAAGUUAUUUUUAAGAAUAAAUUCAGCUCAGUGCAGUGCACGAAUUUUGUGCCAAAUGAGUGUGAAAGUGAAAGCUGCAUACAAAUAAAGCAGUUAACUCACAAUUUUGGCGAAGUUAGAAAUGAAAGAAAAAAAAAGUCUAUAGCAAUAAACUAACAGAAAAGUUUUUUGGUAUUAAAUCGUUGUUUUUCCAAUGGUAUGGCAGAAGUUGCGUCCAAGAGCAGUGCAGCAUAUAUAGUAUUUUUUACAAAGCCAGCAAACAAAUGUGCAUUGGAGCUGGGAUUUGUUAGGCAGUGUGCUGUGCUAUUUACACUAUCACAUGGCAUUGGAUGUGUGAAAUCAUCAUAUAGUUUGUUUGUUUUUUCUCACACCUAUACUGAUACUCAUCGAAAACAAUUUCAUCUUAGAAAACAAAUGGCCGAGAAGGAACAAAAAUUGAAGCACACAUAUAUUUGCAGUUUGUGACGACCUGAUGUUUUAAGCACACUAGCAUUUAAUGUUGUGUGAUGCGGUGCUGAGCAAAAUACCCACUACAUCAUGAUUGCAGAAGCGUUACUACCCUGUGUACCGAGCUUUCCAGCUCUAACAUAACGUGACAUAUUUGUGUACAUAGCUACAGAGAGAAUGGAGGUUGCAGGCUCAGUGCACUAUCAGCACCACGCCUGGGGAGGCCACAUUUCAGUGUACAUAACUUGUUUUACGCCACUGUACAUAGAGAGAGAGAGAGAUUUCUGAGGAAGUGUUUAUUCUCAGAAAAAUUUACACAGUACAGAGUAUUUUUAUAACAUAUAUAUAAGAGAAUCAUGCCCAGUCUACUCAUAAUGAAAAGUUAGAAACGCUAUGUAGUUACACGCUUUAGGCUUUGCCAUGGCUUUUUUGCAAGCACAGACUAGACAGCUGCUGGGCCAUUCUUGGUCGUCGCAAGACCAUGAAUCUCAUUAUUGCCAAGGGGAGCUGAGUGCGCCUUGUUAUUGCCAAAUGUAAGUGCUAAUGUGCCUGCAAGGUGUGCUUUAUUUAUGUGGCACGUCACUUCCUAGAAGCAUGCACUAAUCAACUUUCUGACAAAUGAGCACGGGUUGUAUUCCUUUGAUCAGUGCCCUAGUUUUCGUUUUCUUCCCUUUUGUGUCUUUUUACUACUCCUGCAAGAAGACUGGUUCGAUUUGUGUUGAAAUGCGCUUGUUAACACCACAAAGCCAAAUAACAGGAAGCUCAAGUGUUCAUAGAACUACUUUAUCAAGGAAACUAUUGCAACAUUUAUACUAUUGGCUUAGGUCUCUGAAGGCUUAAGAAAAAUGCUUUAUAUAUAUAAAACUGCUUUCAACUAUUGUAGGGCAUUGUAACUUAUAUUUUGUUUUAGUUUUUUGUUUAGCGCACUAAAAAUUUAAUACACCUUCUGUCCUGCUGUUUCAGCGACUGUUGACAUUGCUUCAGUUUUGAAAAUAAAGUGAUUUCUACUGAAGAA
This is a messenger RNA of Dermacentor silvarum, 10978 nucleotides long. RefSeq names its product filamin-A-like (gene jbug). The transcript is spliced from 53 exons. Gene Ontology annotation, molecular function: actin filament binding. Bases 388 to 8973 code for a protein of 2861 amino acids. NCBI's taxonomy places the organism in Eukaryota, Metazoa, Arthropoda, Arachnida, Ixodida, Ixodidae. Gene Ontology annotation, biological process: actin cytoskeleton organization. The record is from RefSeq and is a predicted model, not a curated record.